AUGGCUCAAGACUCUGAGUUUGUCAAUUGGAAAGCUGACAGCUGGGGUUUGAGACACAAGCGCCACAUGAUGAAAUGGAAGCAAAUCAACGUCUUUGUUUACUACGCUGAAGCUAGCUCUUUCCUAAAAGCAAUAUUUGUGAUACAAAAAGUAAUCGCGGUCUUGACAAGGCCUAUUACAAAUACAAAGAGGAAACCUGGUGAUUUUGAAGCCCUUUAUGAUUCCGUGGGAGAGUUUGUAGCCAAAGUCUUUAGUUGUUCCUACUUGAAGCAUGUCUUGACUGUGAAAGGCAGGAGAAGAUGCACAGAGAAAGAGACAUGGGAGACCUUGCCACAGGAAGACCGCCAAAGGGCUUUAUCUUUAGACAGCUCUCGCAUUUACAACAUCGUCUGGGCCACAGCACGGGCCUUCAAUGCUGCACAUUUAUCUCUCUCCAAGAGGUGUGGAAAAAGUUGUCUCCCUGGAUUUGUUAAGGUAGUUCAAGAGGGGAAGCCAGUUUGCUGCUAUGAUUGUGUUCCAUGUGCAGAAGGGACCAUCUCAGUUCACGAAGAUGCUGAACAGUGCAACAAGUGUCCAGAAGAUCAAUAUCCAAAUAAGGACAGUGAUAAAUGCAUUCGCAAACUUAAAACCUUCCUUUCUUAUGUGGGACAUUUGGGCAUCAUCCUAGCUGCCUUUGCGCUAUUCCUUUCCUUAAUCACUGGGUUUGUGUUGGGAAUCUUCAUCAAAUUUGUAGAAACUCCAAUAGUCAAAGCCAACAACCAGGAUCUCUCCUACAUUCUCCUUGGCUCCCUCCUGCUUUCCUUCCUGUCUACCUUCCUCUUCAUUGGCCAGCCAAGGAAAGCCACCUGCCUUCUUCGACAAGCAGCCUUCAGCAUCAUUUUCUCAGUGGCUGUCUCUUCUCUCUUGGCCAAAACCAUCAUGGUGGUGCUGUCCUUCCUAGCCACCAAACCAGGCAAUAGCAUGAGGAGAUGGCUGGGGAAGUCUUUGGGCAAUUCCAUUGUCCUUUCAUGUUCUGUUGUCCAAAUUAUGAUCUGCGUUAUCUGGUUGGGCACUACUCCCCCCUUCCCUGACUUGGAUAUGCAUUCCCAAGCUGGAGAGAUUGUAGUGCAAUGCAAUGAAGGUUCAGUCACCAUGUUUUACUCUGCCCUUGGCUACAUGGGCUUCCUUGCUAUUGUCUGCUUCACGGUUGCUUUCCUAGCCCGGAGACUACCUGCAGCCUUCAAUGAAGCUAAGCUGAUCACCUUCAGCAUGCUGGUUUUCUGUAGUGUUUGGGUCUCCUUUGUGCCCACCUAUCUGAGCACCAAGGGCAAGUACAUGGUGGCUGUGCAGGUCUUCUCCAUUUUGACAUCUAGUGCUGGCUUGUUGGGCUGCAUCUUUUCCCCCAAGUGCUACAUAAUUUUGCUGAGGCCAGAGCUGAAUACAAAGGAGCAGCUAACCAUGAAAAUAAAAUAA
Messenger RNA from Thamnophis sirtalis, 1452 nucleotides. The record is from RefSeq and is a predicted model, not a curated record. Lineage: Eukaryota; Metazoa; Chordata; Lepidosauria; Squamata; Natricidae.